AUGGGUAAAAUCUUUGGUGUGUUAUUUUGCAUAUUGAUAUCAAAUCUAGCCUCAUCAUAUGCUCAACAAAACUGCAACAACUACGCCUUUUCAAGAAACACAAUCUACGCCACAUGUGUCUCUUUACCCGUUCUCAACUCACAUCUCCACUGGAACUACCACUCCUCCAACUCCACCGUCGAUCUAGCUUUCCGCCACACCGGAUCCGACACAUCUCAAUGGGUUGCAUGGGCCCUCAACAUCAACGGUCAGGGUAUGGUUGGAGCCCAGGCUCUUGUUGCUGUAACCGGUUCAAACGGGUCGGUUCAAGCCUAUACUUCAUCGGUAACCAGUUACAGUACCGGUCUGCAACCUAGUCCGUUGAGCUUUGAUGUGCCCAGUCUCACUGCUGAGAGGGUUAACGGCGAUGUGGUGAUUUAUGCGACGUUGGUGUUGCCACGUGGAGGGACCAGGUUUAAUCAAGUGUGGCAGGUGGGUCCGGUGUAUAAUGGAGCUCCGGGUAUGCAUGGGUUGGGUGCUGAUAACCGGAUGUCUAUUGGGUCUGUGGAUUUUGUUAGUGGUGAGACUAGUGCCGGUGGAAACGCAUGA
Messenger RNA from Helianthus annuus (common sunflower), 588 nucleotides. Its product is annotated as cytochrome b561 and DOMON domain-containing protein At5g35735. Bases 1 to 588 code for a protein of 195 amino acids. NCBI's taxonomy places the organism in Eukaryota, Viridiplantae, Streptophyta, Magnoliopsida, Asterales, Asteraceae. The record is from RefSeq and is a predicted model, not a curated record. The transcript has a single exon.